Stomoxys calcitrans (stable fly) is the source of this 897-nucleotide messenger RNA. RefSeq lists its product as uncharacterized. The transcript is spliced from 2 exons. The coding region runs from base 65 to 877 and encodes 270 amino acids. The record is from RefSeq and is a predicted model, not a curated record. NCBI's taxonomy places the organism in Eukaryota, Metazoa, Arthropoda, Insecta, Diptera, Muscidae.
UGAAAUCGUCUUCCAGUGUCUUUAAUCUUAGUUCAGAAGUAAAUUGUUCUAUAAUCACGGAGAAAUGAAAAUUUUCAUAUACCUAUUUAUUGCUUUAAUGGCUAUACAGCUUUCAUUGUCAUCUCCUACGCCUGAACUCGCAACUACACUAGCCCCCUUCGAUCAAAAACGCUAUGACAUAUUCGAUGCGAUCCUCAUACAAAUGAACAACAUUAGCUCGAGUAUUGUGCUGGAGCAGACUUCUACAUAUCCCAAAAUAUUAAAGGAUUACAAUGAAUGGUUGCUGUUGAAUAAGGCUAACCUAAGGGCAAAUAAUGAAACUCAUGUUUAUGAAGAACUAAAAGAGAGCCUAGAAAAUGUUGUGAACAAUUCGGAAAACUUUGUAAAAAAUAGGCAAAAUUGUGAAUUGCAAAGGCAAAUGCAAUCUUCAUUCUUCAAUGUGGUGAGUCUAGUUCAGAAAAUCGAAAAUGAAGAAGUUCAUCAAAUAUGGCAUCGACAUCAGCAACAACAUCCGGGAAAACUUGAUGACAGCCAGGUGGAUGAAGAAAUCUUUAGGAAGUUUUUGCAAGAAUUUAAUGGACAAUUUGAAAAUUUCCAAAAUGGUCUCAACGAGGUUGGUAGAGAGGAAAACAAGGCCUUGAUAAAAUGGCACAAGGAAUUGCAGAGCAAAACUGAUUUUCAGCAACAAUUGGAGGUGUUUGAAGAUGUUCACAUUCUCUUUGAGAAGGAAAUGGAAAGGGAGACUAAGGCGGGUAAACUUAAUUGCAGAUUCCAAGUCUUCCAGGAAUGGAGAGAAAAACAUUUGCAAAUUAUGGCCUUGGCAUUGGGUAUAGCUUUAAAGGCAUUUGGCAAUUUACUGUUUGGUGGUUUAAACUAAUAAAACUAAAGUAAAAAUUA